AUGGGAGGUAGACCGACAAAAAGUACAUAUAAAACACAGCCGGGUGGAUGGCUGACUACCAGGACUCCAGAGGAAAACCAGGAGCCGUCUUCAGAAACCCUGGGCACAAAGGAAACCGCGGCACUGCCCCCACGGAAUGUUAAAAAUAAUAAACGUUCCCUGUAUACACUGGAACCUGGCUAUCCCACACCGGGGCCACCUCCCAACAACCUCCCCGGUAUCCUCAGUGUAACAGACUUCACAAUGCCCAACACAGUCGCUAAAGAGGUGACGGCAGACUCGUGUAACACCAUGGAAGAGCUGGUGGACGAGUUAACAGGUCAUUUUAAUAUGGACAUCCUCAAGGUGAGGGCCAUAUUCAUGUGGGUCGGCACACAACCUUUCACCGUACAGGAGUAUCCUGCUGACGCGGACCCAGAGUCACCCACUGGUUACCUCCGACGGAUGGCUCUUGGGAAAAUGUCCUAUGCUGAGAUCUUUACAGUAAUGUGUCGGCUAGCGAAGGUGCCGUGUGUGAUGAUACCCGGGGUAGCCAAGUCCUCAGCAUACGAAGUAGGUGACGAUAAUGUAGACAGACUAAGGAAUGUGUGGAAUGCGGUAUAUGUAGCAGGUGGUUGGAGGAUAGUGUUCCUACUAUGGGCCUUCCGGUCUAUUGCUGGCAAAAGCACAGGAGUAGUACCUUUUGCUGAUCCAACAAGCGAUGAUUACAAGAACCAGGAAAGGAUUCUCAAGGAAAAGAUCAUAUCCACAGUAAAGGAAUACUACUUCCUCACCAGUCCUGAAGAGUUCAUCUACAGAUGUCUGCCAGCUGAGGAAAAAUGGCAGAUGUCUGCAAAAAAGUUCACAAAGGCAAAGUUUAUCAAAGUUCCGUAUUUACGUCCAAAGUUUUUCGAACUCAAUCUGCAAUUAUCGAGUGCCCCUGAAGGUGUUUUGACAACAGACAAUGGGGUGAGUGAAGUAGUGCUAAAGUAUGGUGCUGGUCCUGUAGCUUUGAUACAUGACCUUCUCUAUAACGAACGUCAGUCAAAACAGAAACUUCCUCCUGGUGUCCAGCUCCCGCGAUAUUGUGUUAUCAUUAACGAGGGCGACAAAGUACGUUUUAGCAUGCGUUUUCCAUUUACCGGUAGCGACACUUGA
Molecule: messenger RNA, 1137 nt
Organism: Ylistrum balloti
Lineage: Eukaryota; Metazoa; Mollusca; Bivalvia; Pectinida; Pectinidae
Product: hillarin-like
Exons: 6
Coding region: 1-1137 (378 amino acids)
Source: RefSeq, a predicted model, not a curated record